UCUCUUUCAUGGAAUCUAAUACCUACUGACCACCAUCUUAUAUAAGCUGGAGUCUACAGCACGGAUUGUAAGUUCAGUAGGAGAAACUUCAAUAGUGGCUCAGGAACGCAGUAACACUGGGAGUGGGGUGGAUAAGGUCAGGAUGGGGCGCAAAAAAAUUCAAAUAUCCCGCAUCGGCGAUGAACGCAACCGACAGGUGACAUUUACAAAGCGCAAGUUUGGCCUGAUGAAGAAAGCCUAUGAGUUGAGUGUGUUGUGUGAUUGUGAAAUUGCUCUCAUCAUAUUCAACAGUGCCAACAAGUUGUUUCAGUAUGCAAGUACUGACAUGGACAAAGUUCUCCUCAAGUACACCGAGUACAACGAACCACACGAAAGUCGCACAAACAAGGAUAUCAUUGAGUCAUUAAACAAGAAGGACCACAAGGGAUGCGACAGCCCAGACCCAGAUACUGACCCCUACAGCCACCCACUGACCCCAGAGGAGAAAUACAGCCGCAUGAAUGAGGAGUAUCAGAGAGCCAUGCACCAGAACUCAAUGAGGCACGGAAUGUCACCGUAUCCUAACCCAGGCAUGCCUCCUGGUGUCACCUCAGGGAUGCCUAUACACAACCCCACCUACAUGAGUCAGUCACCUAUCCCUCAGGGUCAUGGGAUGUCUCCUAACCCCAAUGGUAAUCCUAACCUGCUCCACCCACCCGUGGUACACCCCAGUGGCAGCCCCAGACCAAAUUCCACAGGUGGAAUGGUGGAUAUGUCUGUGAGUUCUCCAGCUAAUGGUUACCAUCAUCACAAUUCUCCAUGCCCCUCCCCAGGGGCGAUGGGAAACAAAGGCAUGUCUCGACAAUCACCUCCUUCAAGAGGGCCCCACAGUGUACGACCUAUGAUCCACAGCAACAGAAAUGACAUGAUGAGCCCAGACCCACAAGCCAGACCUACGAACGCCUCCAUGCACACACCCGCCGUAUCUCUAACAACACCCAGUAUUCAAGGCUCCAACUAUCCGUCCCCUCUCCCUACCACCUACCAUUCGAAUGAUUAUCCUUUAAACAAUUCCGACAUGAGUGUUCCAAUGUCCAACUAUUCACACCUACACUGGAGUGGUCAGGGGUCGCUGUGUUCAGGGAUUCCUCCUGGGGGCCUCCAAGUACCGCCUGGGUCCAAUAACCCUGGUGGCGGGCAUCUAUCUCCACUGGCUAUCAACACAAUGAAUCACAACAUGCCGAUGCACAUCAAGAGUGAGCCAAUAUCGCCGCCGCGAGACUCAACAACACCAUCAAAUCUCCAUUCACUGCGACCACCUUCAUCAGGUCAAGGCCAUCUAUCACCUGUACACAUGAAUCACACACAUAGUAACAAUUCAUCUCCAAACGCAAACUCACAGUCUCUGGAAUAUGAUGGACCUUUAUUAAAGCGGACUCGUGUAGACCAUGGAUGGACAACCUGAGACCCGUGUCAAUUAUAGGGGUCAAAAAUGUCUCUCCUCUGUAACAUAUAUAUAAAUAAACUUGUAUGUGAGAAUGACAGUGGGUGCCAAGGUUGCUGGAUCUCCUGGGGUAUAAAAAGUGCGAGAUCACAAGAUUCUUGAGGUCAGCAGGGUGCUUGUCAUGUAUGUAAAAAUAUAUAAUGUAGAAAGAUUGCUGGGUAAAACCCAGAGUACAUACCUGGAUACUUGACCUUGUCCUGACCUUGAAUUGACCUUGGCCUUUACCAUGUGGAAGAAAGAGAUUUGGACCCCUUUGCUACGUAUAUUUUUUGUGUUACCAUGGUUACAUUUUUAAGUGCAUGUGCCUUCAUCCUGGUGUAUUUCAUUGUAUAUAGUAACCAUGUUUGUCGACAAUGUUCCCUUCACUCUCACCUGUCACCAGUCAUAAGUUUUGGUACUUAGGUCAGCUUUAUAAUUCAUUUUGUAAAAAAAAAAAACACAAUUAAGGAUAAUGCCAUAAUUAAUGGACCAACAUGGUCCUGUAAUGUCAUUACCACUGUAUUGGUUGUAUACAUAAUGUUAGUGAGGGGAAAUAACUCAAUGUGUAAUCGAUGUUUGUAGGUAUUUGUGUUGAUGACUUGUGUAGUCACGAUGACCUGAAAAUCUAUCCCAUAAUGCAUGGUUGAAAAGUGUUCCUUCAGAAUUUUGAGACAAUUAUUACUUAAGUAUUGAUUAAAAAGUCGUUUAAAUCAGUAUGAAUGAAAAAAUUGCACAGGAUACAAUGUAAGAAUUGCAGAUGAAAGACAUUUUUGAUUAGAUGGUUCAGUAAUAUAUAUAAUGUGGCAGACGUGUAGAUCUGGCUUUCCUGAGCAGUGACAACAAUGCCUUUGUAAAUAUGAUAUGAUAGACAUGUCUCUUCAAUUGUUUAAUAGUGCUUCUAUACAGUAAACAGAUAUUUCUCAAACACAGUGCUAUUUGAAAGUGCAUGCUGCCAAAAAUAUGAAUCUGCAUUAAUCAAAUUUUAUCCAUUAAUGAUGAGAAAUGAUUUGUUGCCUAUUUUUGUAUGACUCAAUGAGAUAAUCCUAUGAAGGAUGUUUCAUAAAUCCUGUGAUGAUGGUUGUCCCUGUUGUGGCCCUUGCACAUUAUUGUUGGUGGUAUCAGGAAGGUGUUGUAUUGUGUUUCAUACCUCACAAAAUUUUCCUCAACUAUUUCCUCAGUAAUAUCAUGUAAUAAUGUUGAUAUCUGACAUUGGAAGUUAUUAGACUGUUAUCUUAGAAAUAGCGACACUCCAUCAACAAGUUAUCUUUAGUCAAUCAAUUUAUUAUUACCUUUAUUUCCACCUCAGGUAAAACAUGAUUGUCAUGACUGACUGAGGGUUCUAUACUGAUGACUUGUUUUUUGUCCACAACGAUAAAGAUCAAUCUGGACAAAUUAGUUUAAUAUUUUUCAGUAUACACAUUCUCUGUGAUUCUGAUGACUUUAAGAGUAUGUUAAAGUUUCAAUAUUAUGUACAUGAGGUGAAUUCUACAGGAAGGUUAUGACAUACAACAUACAGUAAUGUUUGAACUAAAUAUACUGUGACAAGGGUAAAAUAUGGUAGUCAUGUAGUGUUUUGUUUGUGCUGUUGUUUGGUACCUGUAGUCUGUAUUAUGGUGCCUCGUCUGUGAUGUGGAGCCUCAAUGGUGAUGUGGUGCCUCAAUGGUGAUGUGCUUUCCAUUCAUGACAUAUUGCUGCAUCAGUUAAGUGAUGCCCAAUGAUCAUCUGGUUCCUGUUAGUAAUGUGGUACCUCAUUAGUAAUGAAGCCUCAUUGACUGUGGUGCCUCAAUGUUUAUGGGGUUCCCUCCUCUCACGGCCCUCAUCAAAACAUAAGCCUGUAAAUACAUCAUUGUUACACACUUUUAUACUGCAGGAUCAAAAUGUUUCUCACAAGUGCCUGCCCGAAAAAUGAAGUGCUACCAAAUUUGUUCAAUUAUAAUACAUCUACCAGAAGUCAAUAGCGACAACAUAUCAGUAGGUCAUGGUCUCUUUGGUGACCGAGACCCUUGAACCUUCAGGCAUAACAUCACUGAAUAUCCAGGGCAUCCUCCUGGAACAUCGGCCUUAGUUAUAACAACAUACACAAUUUAGGAGACCAAUAUGUUAACUGUUGGGGAUUUUAGGUCACCUGAGAUUAAGUCUCAAGUGACUUAUUCUAAUCACCUUUUGUCUGUCGUGUGUCAUCCAUCAUACAUUUUUAAAUAAUUUACAUUUUUGAUCUUCUAAUAAACUACUUGAACCAAUUCAUUGAAAUUUGGUGGGAACAUUCCUUGGUCAAAGUUGCAACCAAUUUUUUUAUUGUAUGGUCCUCAUCUCUGAGGGUUUCUGAGGAAUGGGGUCAAAAUGGCUUGAAUAGAUGGGAGGGUCUUAAGGUUAUUUAUAUCAAAGCUAUUUAUUUCUCUAUAAGAAAAUGAUCCUUUUGGUUAUAUUUUAUUUAUUUCCUGUCAUUAAUCAAUCAUAUUUGACUGGUAUUUAACCAAUGAAAUGAAACUUUGAUACUUUGUCAGUUUUGACCCUGACCUGGCCUCUGGAUUACAGGACAGGCUAUAAAUGAGUAAUAUUGGCCAAAAUUUCAACAAUCUUCUACUUCAGACUAUAAAAUGUCCUGAAAAUAUUUUAAUUGGAAAUAAUUCAAACUUUGUAAGAAUUAAUACUAUAUUGGAUAGCAGUUUGAUGGUAUGCACAUAUUGACUCAGGCUAACCCCUAGGAACUCAUAGGCGGAGUCAAACAGUAUCAAAUUGACUGAAAUUUCACAAAUUUUCUUCUUUAGAUUUAGGUAGGUAGAAUUCAAUAAUCUCUGUGGGUCUUGAGAUGUGUUACCAAAAUUGUGAAGUUCAUGACCCCUGAAAAGGAGGGAAAGUUUACUAUAGUUUAUGUGAAUUAUAAGUAUAUGUACAAAAUGACCCUGGAUGAACUCCAGGGGCUAAGUAGCGAAAAUGGUCAAAAGGUGCAUUAUCACAUUGGGCAUUCUUUGAAUCCAGGGUCGAAUUUCAUUCCCUUCCUCAUCCCAGCAGAGGGUAAAAUUACCUACCAUUUUCAUUUAUAUGAUCGUUUAAUUUCCAUUGGAAAUAAUUCAGAUUUGGUUAGAAUUAUUAACAUGAUAUGAAACUGUAAUGUCAGGUGUACAACGUAGUUCAGGUUAUUCUUGAUCACAUGAUUUGAUAGCUGAAAUGACAGUUAUUUUCAUAGAACUCAGGUGACCGUUAAGGCCCUUAAGCCUCCUGUUUUUUAUAUCAUUAUACAGUUGGCAUUAGGUAAUCAAUUAAAAUUUAGCACUUAACUACAUGUCGUACAUUUGUGUUAGUAUUUUUGAUAAUGUACUUCAAGGUCACAUAUCAAAUUUAUAAUGGAAUGACCAUGACCUUGUAUAUUUCUAGAUAUUGAAUUAAAAAAAUGUGUUUUAAAUUUCGAGGUGAAGGUCAUACAAAAUGUUUAAAAAAUGGUGUGUGACUCCAAACUCAGUCAUUCAAUUACAAAUUGAUCCCAUUAGAUUGAGCAUUAAAGCAUUUUGGCAAAGAAAACUUCAGUACAUCAGGUACAUUUACAUAACAUAAAGAGAAUACAAUUGAGUAUUUUGGGCAGACUCUGCUGUGAUUAUCAGAGGCAAAGACUGCCACUAGAGCUCAGGUGUAAUAGUCUUAAUCAAAAUCUAUUUAUCUUUAAAAGGAAAACUCAAUAUUAUUUUUAUGUAUACUGAGAACUGUAGGUAUGCAUGUGGAACAUUAUUGAUGAGCCAUUUCAUAUGUCUAUGACUGUAAUAGUAAAAUUCACAUCUUCCCCACAUGUAAUCCUAUCAAAGACCAGGUCAUCAUGUUUUCUCACAACAAAUGCAGAACAUUAUGCUUUGUGCCAAAUAUGUAAAUUUUGAAGUUUAGAUUUGACUUUGAAUUAGACAGAAGCAUUCCUAUCAUAUAGUUCAUAUCACAUAGUUUAUGUCCCCAGUGCGCAAUGUCAUUAUGCCACAUAUAGCUCAUGUACCCCUAGCACAGUGGCAUAGUUCCAAAUAAUCUGCCAUAGACAGGCCACCCUUAUUUUCCAAAAAUGCACUCAUAAGCACUAGCUGCAAUUUUGACCUUGUCCUCCUCACCAGAAAUCCUGCAAGUAAGGCACAGUUCUAGUCUUAUCCCCAGACCACAGAUACCUGUAUUUUAUGGAAAUUGUUUGACUCCCAAUACAAAUAUCCAAACACUUACUGGUAGACUGGCCCUAACCAGUCACAAGAUAGGCAUGCAUUAAACUACAAAGUACAUAAUUUUGGUUAUUUCGCAAUAAAAGCUUUCAAUACAUAUACAAAAAUCACAAGCAAACAUUUGGUACUUUACCAUGUAUAGAAAUACCAUAUGUAAAGGUUGAAGGUCAAGGUUAGCAUGUGUUUGACAUAUGUUAAGGUCAACAGGAGAAUAUUUAUUAUUGUAAAUUGUCUAUCAUAAACAUUUCACUUCAUAUUUUAUUUUCCCACAAGCGACAACUGCUUAUUUAUAAAGUAUAAUGACUGUUAUUCUAUAGAAAUGUUUAAACAAACUGUGUCAUACGAGAGUAGUUGCCACAAGUGUCCCAUUAACAAUAUUUGUUGUCUGAUAUUGACUGUGUAUGUUACCUGAUGGGAAAAUACCAUCUUUCUGAAUAUGUUGUUGGGGUCAAAUCUCCAAGAUAAACAGUGUCAACUAAAUGUGUGGUCCGUACUGGUUAUCACAUACUACAAGCACCUGUUUUCAAAGUAGUGCACAUUGUAUGAUAAUCAGUUAUUCAAAACAUAAGUUUACAGUUAAUUGUCUACCAUUGAAACUGUAGGAAGAUUUCAUAUAAAAGUAACAGCAUUACCAAAAGUUGUACCAACACCUUAGGAAUGAUACCAGGACUUUGGGUAUUGUACCAGUAUCUCACAUUUUAACAUGCUCUGCCUAUUCAACAAGUAUCUAACAUAUUGUGUGCUGUAUACCCUGCAUAUCAUACCAGUUCCUUGCAUAUCGUAGUGCCAUGUGUAUGUUUGUUACCUCUGUAUGGCUGAAUUGCUGCAUUUGACUACAGGAUCACUUGCAACUUGAUCCUCCCUAUCAUAAGACUUCAAAAAGUUAUUCUAGGAAUAUGUUGCUGAUUGUACAUACACUGUAUCAUUAGAAUGUGGCACUUUAAAGGUGAUACAGCGACUUAUAAGUUGUUUUUUUUUGCGAGUUGUAAUAUAUUUAUGCUUGAUACUUAAUUUAUUGUAAUAACUAUGUUGAUUAAUUUUGUGCAGGAGGUAGUUUGUUAUAUGUAUUAUUUAAUUGCCCUUUUGAAGAUUAAUAGGUUAUAUUUUCAUGUGAAACUUUGGCAAGAGUUGUUAAUUUGUAUAGAUCAGUAAGGAGUUCUACCUUAAUAACCGAUACAUGGUCAGGACCACCUGUACCACUUGGUGGGUAAAGGUCACACAGGAGUUAUCUACCUUAGCAACCUAUACAUAGACAGGACCUCUCGUACCACAUGUGUAUAGGUCACACAGGAGUUAUCUACCUUAGUAACCUAUAUAUAUAAAUGGGACUUCCCGUACCACUUUGUGUGUAUGGGUCACACAGGAGUUAUCUACCUUAGUAACCUAUAUAUAUAUAAAUGGGACUUCCCGUACCACUUGGUGUGUAUAGGUCACACAGGAGUUAUCUACCUUAGUAACCUAUAUAUAAAUGGGACUUCCCGUACCACUUUGUGUGUAUGGGUCACACAGGAGUUAUCUACCUUAGUAACCUAUAUAUAUAUAUAAAUGGGACUUCCCGUACCACUUGGUGUGUAUAGGUCACACAGGAGUUAUCUACCUUAGUAACCUAUAUAUAAAUGGGACUUCCCGUACCACUUGGUGUUUAUAGGUCACACAGGAGUUAUCUACCUUAGUAACCUAUACAUAAAUGAGAUCUCCCAUACCAUGUGUGUGUAUAGGUCACUCAUGAGAUAUCUACUUAAGUAACAGAUACAUAGAUGGGACCUCCCAUACCACAUGUUUAUAGGUCACAGAGGAGUUAUAUACCUUAGUCACCUAUACAAAGAUUUCUUGUAACACAUGUGUAUAGGUCACAGGGUAGUUAUCUUCCUUAGUAACUGAUACAUAGAUGAGAUCUUUCGUACCACCUGUGUUUACGUAACAGAGGAGUUAUCUACCUUAGUAACCUGUUCAUUGACAAGAUUGUAUGUAAAUCAUAGUGAUGUUAUCUACCUUGAAGGGUUACAUACAGUAGAAAUUAUGUUGACGAUGUAACAUUAAAAUAUUUGGAUAUAUGUGUAAGCGUAAUUCAUGACAUAAGCUGGACUUAUGUUUGUGUUUCCUCAUUUUUACAUAUUAUUUUGCUAUUAAGUUGUACUUGUUAGUUUUUGUGGUGUUAGUAGUUAGGACUCACUGGAAAAUUAAGUUUUCUCAAGAAAUGUUCAAAGGAAUAUUCAUGAAGUGUUCAAUAGUCACACCUUUAUUAUCAUUUAAAUCAAAAAAAUAAAAUCAUGAUUAUCUGAUGUAUGAAAUUCAGAUAGAAAAUAUUCAUUAACAGGAUAUGUUAGUCAAGGGAAAGAAAUCUACUUAAUCUGCACGUGCCAUACUUUUAUGUUAAAAAAGGUUGCUUUAAAAUUUCAGUUUUAAUUCACCUGUUCAGGCAUUAGAUGAUUUUGAAACAGACUUUCACUGAACCAUCCAAUGGUCACACAUGAUUUUUCCAGGAUAUUAUUUUUUUUUUUUUUUUUUGUUAUUUAACCUUAAUGGUAUAAGAGAAUUUGCCAUCAUAUACCUUGAAGUUAUUAUUUUGAGCUAUUUUGUUAAAAACAUUAAAAGCGUUAUAUUCAGAACAAUUACUGUCAUUUAAGCAUGAUUGGCUCUCAUAUUCUUUCAGAUCUUUAGACAAUUUUUAAAAAGUUUAUCAACAAAAAAUGUUGCAUUUAGUUUGCAAAAUAUACAUAUGUCCAAGUGGGAACUCUUUUGGAAUGGAGAUGCUAUCAAUGUAAGAUAAUAUAGAUCCUGAACUCAGUAUGUCUGGUCAGUUACACUGUCAUACAGAUUAGCUUUGAUGAUGUUGUAUACCAUAUUAGAUGUUGAUUGUGUUAUUUAUCAAGGGUUUUUGAUUUUAGAGAUUUCACAGGUCAAUGUUACAGUGUUUGAUUUUAGAGAUUUCACUGGCCUGUACAUGUGUAACAGUGUCUGAAUUUAGAAAUUUUACUGGUCUGUGUAAGGGUGUUUGGUUUUAGAAAUUUCACUGGCCAGUGUAAGAAUGUUUGAUUUUAGAAAUUUCACUGGCCUGUGUAAGGGCGUUUGAUUUUGGAGAUUUCACUGGCCUGCAUAACGGUGUUUGAUUUUGGAGGUUUCACUGGCCUGCAUUACAUUGAUGGUAUACAUGUCAGGUUUGUUACUUGUUACAAAACAGUGCUUGUUAGAUAAUUAGUUCUUAAUCAUUUUACAGGGAAUGAUAUUUUUAUAUUCAGACUAUAAUUCAAUAUUGUUUGCUUUUACCACCAGAUUUUUUUUUUUUUUUUGAAAAAUGAAGUGUUUUGUUUAGAUGUCUAAAGAUCAGGGUUACAGUUAUCAUUUUAACAAUGUUAAACAUUUACCUGGUAAUUGUUAAGUUUUUAUUGUAAACUUUUGAAAUGGAAUUAUUUUCAAAUGUUGAAUGUUUUGUUUGAAAAAGUAUUUCAUGUUGGUUGUCAUGGUGUAGAUCAGAGAAUUAAUGGAUUUUUAUUGAAAUUUUGGUUUUUAACAGUAAGACUAUUUUCUUGUAACACCGAGACCGAUUGCUGACAUAACUGCUUAUUGUUUGACUUUGUGUGUCUACAGUAGCGUAAUAUGUGAUUGAAAGGAUGUUCUAUAUAUAGAUAACAAAUUAGCAUACUCUACUGGUAUUUUUUAUUAAGGCUAUAUAUACAUUAUAUAAAAUGUCACUUUGUAUUCUGGGAUAAAGAGAAAUCAAAUGUUUGAAUAUGUGUAAUUACAUAUGCUGGAUCACUGUUACAUGAUUUGUAUAUCAUUUUUGUAAAGGAUUAUUUGAAAGGGUAGCACUUCCCCUGAACAUUUGUUAGUGUGAGUUCAUCAACGACUUGUUCACACACUGUGUUGUGUCCGAUGCCUUAGAUACUGCACAGACACUGGGACGGUUAUUUUAGUAUGAUGACACAAAGCUGUUCUGCCUUACCCUUGUACCACCGUCUCUCUAUAGGUCAUCAUCAUGUCUGUGGACGUUAGAUAACUAUUUUUAUGGAUCAACAUAUUGCUGUGUGUUGUACCUGUUUUUAUUGCAAGAUAUCCUGGUCAUUAAAUUGUUGUAACACAA
This is a messenger RNA of Ylistrum balloti, 9730 nucleotides long. Its product is annotated as myocyte-specific enhancer factor 2C-like. The transcript is spliced from 9 exons. Gene Ontology annotation, biological process: cell differentiation; positive regulation of transcription by RNA polymerase II. The coding region runs from base 143 to 1444 and encodes 433 amino acids. Gene Ontology annotation, molecular function: RNA polymerase II cis-regulatory region sequence-specific DNA binding; protein dimerization activity; DNA-binding transcription factor activity, RNA polymerase II-specific. The record is from RefSeq and is a predicted model, not a curated record. NCBI's taxonomy places the organism in Eukaryota, Metazoa, Mollusca, Bivalvia, Pectinida, Pectinidae.